AUAGAAGCGCAGUUUGUCGAGGGAUCUAUCUGUCUGUCUGUAGUUGUAGUUGUAGUUGUAGUUGUACAUCUGAUAUCUAUCUAUCUAUCAAUCACAUUCAUCACAGCGAAGCGAUGUCUAGUUCGGAGGAUGAAGGAGGAGAAGAGUACCUCUUCAAGAUCGUGAUAAUCGGCGAUUCUGCGGUUGGGAAAUCCAACUUGCUCUCACGGUACGCGCGGAACGAGUUCAACAUGCACUCCAAGGCCACCAUAGGCGUCGAGUUUCAGACUCAGAGCUUGGAAAUUGACUCCAAGGAAGUCAAGGCUCAGAUUUGGGACACCGCCGGCCAAGAACGCUUCCGCGCCGUCACCUCCGCCUACUACAGAGGCGCUGUCGGUGCUCUUAUUGUCUACGACAUCACCCGCCGAACCACUUUCGAUAGCGUCUCUCGCUGGCUCGACGAGCUUAAGACUCAUUGUGACACGACCGUGGCAAUGAUGCUUGUUGGCAACAAGUGUGAUUUGGAGAAUAUAAGGGCGGUAAGCAUUGAGGAAGGCAAAAGCCUUGCAGAAGCGCAAGGCUUGUUUUUCAUGGAAACCUCUGCCUUGGACUCCACAAACGUUAGGACAGCUUUUGAGAUGGUUAUUCGAGAGAUCUACAACAACGUUAGCAGGAAGGUCCUCAACUCAGACACCUAUAAGGCUGAAUUAUCUGUCGACAGGGUCAGCCUCGUUAAUAAUGGAGCCGCUACAUCAAAGCAAUCCAAAAGCUAUUUUUCUUGCUGUUCAACAUAACCUGCUUUGUCAAAUUGGAAUUUGGUUUUUGUUGGCUGGUUCAUUCAAUUGGGUUGGCAUGUUCCUUGAUGAUGGGUAUGAUGGUUUGAAGAGUUUUUCAAUUACAACUAUAAAGACAUAUAGUAAAGAAAAUGGCAUAUUCAAUUAUAAGGAAAGGGGUAUAAUUGUAUAAUGGGGGUACGAAGAGCUUGUAAUUGCAGCAAAUGAAGUGGACAUCCAUUUGUGUUGUGUUUAGUGAAAAUCUCUAAUGAUUUAUUGGCUGUGCUGAGAUUGUUAUUUUCCUAGCUAUUCCUUUUCUUGUCA
Molecule: messenger RNA, 1076 nt
Organism: Lotus japonicus
Lineage: Eukaryota; Viridiplantae; Streptophyta; Magnoliopsida; Fabales; Fabaceae
Product: ras-related protein RABA5e-like
Exons: 2
Coding region: 114-773 (219 amino acids)
Cellular component (GO): endosome
Molecular function (GO): GTPase activity; GTP binding
Source: RefSeq, a predicted model, not a curated record